AUUAUAAAGAUCUAAUUCAUAUAAUACAGAUAUUGCAAAACGCUAACAUGAAAAUUUCCCUAAGAAGUCGACAAUGCAAAGCCCUCAUCGGAAACCGAAUUGUGGAGCAGCGACGUCGAUGUCGCCCUCCCAGAUUCGUCCAGAAGGAGCUCCGCUGUCGCGUUUUUAAAUUUCAUGUGGGAAUGUAAGCGCCGGUUUGGAUCCAAGCACCUUGGGCAAGGGUUUGCAAAUGCCGCGACGCAGCGUUGGAGGACGAUGUCCCCAGAGCACCGAGCCCGGUACCGACAGUCCGGAUAUCGAUCUGCCAGCUCCAUUAAGCCAAGCAAGAGCAGCCUGCUCUGCUGGGAAGAUAAUGACUUAGACAGCACGGCAGCUCUUUCAGUGGUUCCUUCGGGUUUCUCCCUGGACGAGGUGGACUGUGACAUGAAACGCAAAAGUAAGCGCAGCUGCGGCAAGUCUAAGCGAAAGAAGUCGGCUUGUGGCAAGCGCAGACGCAGGAAGUCCGCUUGCAAGAAACUCAAGAGCCGCAAGUCUAAGAAAAGCUGCUCAAAGCCACGCCGCCGCAAGUCCCGCAAGGGUGCAAGAAGGGGGGUGAUCCCCACUAAUGUCGUAUUGGACCAGAGAGAAUAAACCUGUGAUGUACCUAUUUCAGGCUGAGGUAAGCUCAGUCCCGUCCAGGGGUCAAUCCACAAGAAAUUUGUAGAAAUGUGAUGGAACCUUAAGGGCGUCGUCAGGGGGCGGCCUGUCGUAGAGAGGUGGAUCGGGGCUAGAAUGGGCGUCGCUCGUCGUGUAUACGAAACGACCGUGUGGACUCGGGGCGGGGCGACGUCGGUGCCUCGGCUAAUUGGGGUGAACUUACGCAAUCGGGUGUUUUUACUUUGAUAAUUUGACACUUUAUUGUAU
Drosophila miranda is the source of this 903-nucleotide messenger RNA. Its product is annotated as histone-like protein 18C. Bases 175 to 630 code for a protein of 151 amino acids. The record is from RefSeq and is a predicted model, not a curated record. The transcript has 2 exons. NCBI's taxonomy places the organism in Eukaryota, Metazoa, Arthropoda, Insecta, Diptera, Drosophilidae.